AUGUACACACUCAUAUGCGUAGUAUUUUAUGCCCUCGUCAGCGUGCCAGACUGCCGUGGACUCGAUGGUUCUGAAUAUUUCAUCCAACAUCCAAUCAGUCAGUCCGUAACGUUGAAUAGCACAUUCGUACUUGCAUGUCGACUUAAAGAAAGUCUCUUCCAUGAUACGAGUUCCGGAAAACCUGUAGUACAAUGGAUUUUGAACAAGUUUGGUCUCGGAACUACUAGAGAGGACGUUCACGAGGCGGGAAUGGAGCCAGAUUCUUUAAUCUCUCGUUACGACUUGCCUUAUAAUCUUAAUGAAGGCCAGUAUGACCUCCAGGUGCGUUACGCAAAGAGCCGUGAUGAGGGUCAAUAUGUUUGCCAAUUAAGAUACAAUGGAAAAACCUAUUUCAGCCAAACUGUUAAUGUCCGAGUUUUGGUUGCCUCUGAGGGUCCAACAUUAGUGCAGUCAGAUCUGUCGGAUGCCAGCAGUGUUAAACUGGUUGGACCUCAAAUUGCAGCAUCGGUGAUAGAGGGCAGUUACCUUCGUCUCCAUUGCAUUGCAAAGAAUGGGAAACCGGGAGCCAAACUCUCCUGGACCUUGAAUGGAAGCCCUCUUUCCAUUAACUACAACGAGGAUGGCACUAAAGGACACAUUGCAAGUCCAAUCGAGGGGAAUGUGUCCAUUAAGAGUGUUCCUGCUCCAGAACCCCCCUUUCUGGUGACCACAAUCAGUGAAAUUCUAGUUUAUGUGACAAAGCUCCACCACGGCUCAAAGAUCCAAUGCACGGCUCAAAAUGAGGGCUAUGAAAAUUAUCCCCUCCAAUCGGCCUACACCAAACUUAAUGUCCAAUAUGCCCCGGUUGUAAAAAUGCGGCUAUCACCAGCCACGGGCAGGCGUCAUCUUCUUGAAAAUGACGUUGUCACAAUUCGGUGUCUAGCUGAAGGCCGACCAGACAAUUUUUCUUGGACUUGGCAGGUCAAUGACACGAUAGUAGAAAAUGAGAAGACGGACCAGUACCGUAUUCGUCUUUCGAGGGAUCUAAUAAAUGCAACUGUUACGUGCAUCGCAACAACAUUUGCUGAUGGAAGUGAUAGCACGUUCCUUACAUUCCAAUAUGCUCCACAAUUCCCCAACCAAAACCCAGUUAUCUAUGCCGGUGCAUUAGGAGAGCCUCUUCGAAUGCGCUGCCCUGUGGAAGGAAAUCCACGGCCUGAAGUUGAGUGGAGAUUGGCCGCUUAUUCUUCCUCAACUCCCAGCGCCAACACGGCAGCUCUUAUCGCACGUGGAGAGGUGCUUGAACGAGAUAAAAUUCACGAAAAUGACUUCGGUGCCUAUAUCUGUGUUGCUCGUGCGCCGGGGUUUCCUGCCAUUUCGAAGAAAAUUAUUCUCGCAAAAAAGUCCGCUCCGAAGAUAAAAGCUGCCGAGCCAGUCUACGCGGCGAUUGGAGCUCCUGCAAGACUUCCAUGCACAAUUAAUGCUGUUCCUUUACCCUCUCCAGAAGGCCUUCUAUGGUUUCGACGUGAUAUUAUUCUACAACCAACGGCACAUCGAAAGUUCUCCACCCAAGAAUUCCUUGGUGGUGUGGUCCACGUUAUGAUUUUUUCUCAUGUCUUAUCAACGGAUUUCGGAUUUUACAACUGCUCAGCUGUUAAUGCCUACGGAAGUGAUUCUCAAACAUUGGAACUACGAAGGGAUGGGAAUUUGUAUUCAAAUUCGAUUAACAAGCACAAGAUGGAACUUGGAGGAGAAUCUCUCGGAUUUAUGCAAUCGAACAGCCUACCUCAUACAAUGGACAUGAAUUCAAAGGAAGACGGCUUUUACGUACAUAGCAAUUCUAGAUCACCUGGAGUCGACUCAUUUAAUAGAUAUCAGUUCCCAACCAUAACAACUCGAAGUUCGUCUGCACUCGGAAAUGCCCACGUUCGGACUCCACGAUCAUGCAAUUCCCCUGUCAGCACAGAUCAAUGCAUUUCAAUGCGUUCGUUUUCACCCAUUUGUAAAUACGCCUUGAUAGAUGGUACGGGCCAGCAUAUACCAGUCUGCACCAAUGUUAUGACCUUUGCAAAUGAUACAGGUGACUUUCAGCUGGCUGACGACAGUGGAACAGCCACUCUUUGCUUUUCAUCUGGGUACCAACCUAUCCCAAUUAACUAUGUUAAUGUACCAGUGACCGAUCAAUUGUCUUCGCAUGAACGACUAUGCACAAUGACACCUGCUGACAUUGCUCCGGAUAGUGACAUUAUUGCUAAUACACAAGUUACUCAUGUAUAA
Molecule: messenger RNA, 2256 nt
Organism: Rodentolepis nana
Lineage: Eukaryota; Metazoa; Platyhelminthes; Cestoda; Cyclophyllidea; Hymenolepididae
Source: the annotation of a GenBank genome assembly